UAAUGGGCGUUGGAUUUGUGGGAAUACUAUACAAGGUGCAAAGAAGGAGUGGAGAUAACUUGAUCCCCAACAACAUAUCACAUAUAUUCAAUUAUACAAGAUGGCAGCAGCAGCAGGUGCCUCAAGAUGGCAAUCGUUUAUGAAUCAUCCAGCUGGACCCAAAACAGUCUUCUUCUGGGCUCCGAUCAUGAAAUGGUGUUUGGUUGCAGCAGGUUUGAAAGAUCUAAGUAGACCAGCCGAUAAACUUUCCGUCAGUCAAAAUGUCGCUUUGGCCACAACAGGAAUGAUUUGGGUACGGUAUUCACUCGUUAUUACACCGGUAAAUUAUAGUCUAGCAGCAGUGAACUUCUUUGUUGGAACGACUGGUAUCAUGCAACUAUACAGAAUCUGGGAUUUUAAUAAGAAUAAAGGAGCUUCACCUAUAACGGAAGCAGCACAAGGAUUCAAGAAAGAAGCUGAAGGUGUUGCAAAAGAUCUAAAGAGUGAAGUAAAAGCAGCUGAACAAGACCUAAAGAAACGGAUCUGAUUCGUCACACCAUACGCCAUCCUUUACGACUUCUAGCACCAACUUCUGCAUUUUACUGUACAAUUCAAUUUAUAUGACUGAAGAGAUCGUUUCACGAGAGAGAUAAAGGUUCGACGUAGUGCUUGGACCUUUGCUGGAUAUAUUCUAUAAUACAACAAUCGGGUAAGAAUAGAAAGGGUAAAAGAUCAAUUAGACCAUGUACAACCUCAAGAGGUAUACGAGGCAGACAUUAUCCGCAACCUUUGCACAAAUUUGGCUUGCUCAUUAGCAGCAGACGUUUGUUCCACCAGUGCCACUGCCAAUUGAUCGAUAUUCUCUUUAGCUGUUCGCAACGAAUCUGCGACUUCCUCACUUCUCUCCAGCGGUUUGAUUGUACUUUCACCUGUUUGACUAUCACGUUCUUUGACCAACUUCUCUAUUUCGGAUUCUAGCCU
Molecule: messenger RNA, 960 nt
Organism: Meira miltonrushii
Lineage: Eukaryota; Fungi; Basidiomycota; Exobasidiomycetes; Exobasidiales; Brachybasidiaceae
Product: UPF0041-domain-containing protein
Exons: 2
Coding region: 101-526 (141 amino acids)
Biological process (GO): pyruvate import into mitochondria
Cellular component (GO): mitochondrial inner membrane
Molecular function (GO): pyruvate transmembrane transporter activity
Source: RefSeq, a predicted model, not a curated record